CUUAACCGGCGGGGGCUCCGGCUGUGUCCCGCACCGUCAGCCGCCCGUGAACCAGACGGACAGUCGCUUGUGUUUCCCCGUCUGUCAGACUCCCUUACGGCGCUGAAAGUCUCCGAGGCCCCCCGCUCACCGUGUUUUUGUUGUCGUUACCUGGAGGAAGGACGUGCUUGGAAACGCCGGUGUCCCGUGAAUGGAUGCAGCAUGUCUUCGUUCGUGUGUCGGGUUCAGUUUUUAGACGAUACCGAUCCGUUCAACAGUACUAAUUUCCCCGAACCUACCAGACCUCCGGUGUACACUUUCCGGGAAGAUAUUCCGGUGAUCAACCAGAUCGCGGGAGUGCACCGGCUCCUCAAGGCUCCCCACAAGCUCGAUGACUGCGCUCUCCAGCUCUCUCACAAUGGGGUUUAUCUGGAUCUGGAGUCCACACUGGACGAGCAGAGAGACGAACUGGAGGGAUUCCAGCAGGACGACUGCGCAGGGAGGGGAAAGAAGCACAGUGUGAUUUUACGAACUCAGCUGAGCGUCCGUGUUCAUGCGUGUAUCGAGAAGCUGUAUAACUCUAAUGGCCGUGACCUGAGGAGGGCGCUGUUUUCCCUUAAACAGAUAUUCCAGGAUGAUAAAGACCUGGUCCAUGAGUUUGUGAUGGCUGAAGGACUGACGUGUUUAAUUAAAGUGGGCGCUGAAGCGGAUCAGAACUAUCAGAACUACAUCCUCAGAGCUCUGGGUCAGAUCAUGCUGUAUGUGGACGGUAUGAACGGGGUCAUAGGUCACAACGAGUCUAUCCAGUGGCUCUACCAGCUCAUUGGCUCAAAGUUUCGUCUGGUGGUGAAGACGUCUCUGAAGCUGCUGCUGGUGUUUGUGGAGUAUUCAGAGUCCAAUGCUGCACUGCUCAUCCAGGCCAUAGACACUGUGGACAACAAGAGAGGCUGUAAGUCAUGGUCAAACGCUAUGGAGAUUUUAGCAGAGAAAGACGGUGUGGACACAGAGCUGCUGGUGUAUGUGAUGACCCUCAUCAAUAAGACGUUGGCGGCUCUGCCUGAUCAGGACUCGUUUUAUGAUAUGGUGGAUGUUCUUGAGGAGCAGGGCAUGGAGAGCGUUUCUCAGCGGUAUCUGGGCCGCAAGGGCACCGAUCUGGACCUGCUGGAGCAGCUCAACAUAUAUGAGGCGACGCUCCGUCAUGAGGAUGGAGAUGAAGACGGUUUGCCUCCAUCCUGCGGUCGGCGGGACAGACGGAGGUCCAGUGUGGGUGGAGAGAGGCGGGGCUUGGAAAGACGCCGCAGCCGCAGGCAUUCAUUGGGCAGACCAGGCCACGCCUCCCCGCUCAGUCCCGCCUCCCCACACCGCACCAACAUCAAGCUGAUGAACGGACAGGAUGAGAGAACUCUUCUGAAACACGAGUGUCUUCCAGUGAUAGAAGAAGAUGAGGAUGAGGAGGAAACUCCUGUCACUGAGUCGGGCUCAGAUAAUAAUGAUGAUGAUGAUGAUGAAGGGGGAAUUAAUCCUUCUCAUCACAGCGUCAUCAGCGGCAGUGGUAAAUCAUCCCUCUGUAACAAACACACCACAGAAGAAGAGGAGAAGAAGAGGGCCACAUCCUCAGCCCUGCCCCCUGCUGACUCCGCCCAGCCCUCAGUCUUGGCCAAUCUGUUGGCUCGCCGCAGGUCAUCUGUCACUGUGCCGUCGACCAAUCAGAUCAGUCCUCCGCAGCGGCCGCUGGACCGCCUGCCGUAUCUGCCACACUCCCCAUUCUUCCUCUUCUCAUACGACAUGGAGGAGCAGGAGGAGAAACCAGACGAGAAGAACAGCAGGUCUCUUUCUGCUGUCGGUUCUCCAUCUACACCUACUAAACAGAACGAGAGACCGGCUCUGGGUGGGCUGCUGUCCUCCUCAUACCGUCAGCAUCAGGAGUCUCUGGCGGCCGAGAGAGAGAAGAGACGAGUGCAGCGAGAGGAGCGACUGCAGAGGAUCGAGAGAGAGGAGAGAAACAGACACAGUCGAGACUAUGUGUCCAACAUGGAGGAGGCCAGACAUGCUCGAGAGGAGAGGUUUAAGACAGCGGAGCGUCUGGCAGCGGAGGAGUUCGAGAGAGAGCGGCAGCGUUCAGCACCUCGAGGACUCCCAACAGACACCUGUCAAUCAUCCCGCAGUGCCACGCCCUCCUCAGUGACAUCACAGGAAGAGCAGGACACGCCCAUCGCAUCGUACCCGCCCUCUGAACCAGACACUAAUGAUCUAGAACCGGAAGCAGAGGCUGAUCUAGAACCCGAGGAGAAAAAGCCCACAGAAGAAGCAGAGGAGGAAGUAGAAGAGGAAGUAGAGGAGGAAGUAGAAGAGGGAGUGAGUGCUGAACCGGAAGUGAGCGCAGCUGAGGAACAGGUGGCAGAGGAGGAGGAGGAGUCUGAGCGGGAAGCGCCGGAUGGAGAAGCGGAGGACAGUGGAAUACUGAGCGAUAAAGAGCGACAGAAUGAAGAAGUGAACGAGAAAGACAACUGCUCUGCGUCCAGCAUAUCCUCCGCCAGCAGCACGCUAGAGAGAGAAGAUCGACUCAAUGCAGGCGCCGCAGACACAGGUCAGUGGAACGUGAAUGAACAGCGACACAAGAUCCUGGACAGCAAACUCUUCAUGCUGGACAUGCUGUACUCUCAGAGCAAAAAGCCCUGCGAGGAGGACGAGGAUGAGGAUGAAGAGCUGGCGGAGGAUAAGGAGGCAGACGGAGAAGAGAAAGAACCGGACGAAGAUUCAGCGACAGCGCCGGACGAAAACACCGAAGCAGACAAGAAGCAGGAGACCCAGAGUAACGUUCGGGCGUUCGCUGAGCGCUUCGGGGACGUGGUGAAAGGUUUGACCUCUCCACCAAUAGAAUUGCAGGAUCUGCCUCCUCCUCCUCCUCCACCACCACCGAAGAAGGAGUCAGACUGUAUUUGGGAUCAGCUGAUGGCGAGUCCGAGAGAUCUGCGUAUCGGUGAUAUCGACUUCACUGAUUUAGGAGAUGAAGAUGAUCAGGAUGUGUUGGAUUCUGGGAGUUUAUAUAGCUCUGGAGACCUUCAGGCUCCGCCCCCUCCUCCCCCACCCUGCCCCUUUAACCUCCCGGCUCCGCCCCCUAUGUUCGGCUGUCCUCCGCCCCCUCCCGUCUUCAGCAUACGUGUGCCUCCGCCCCCUCCCUGCUUCUCCAACCAGGCUCCGCCCCCUCCGGAGAUGAAGGCGGAGCUUCCACUCUUCCAGAAGAAGAAGAAGACCAUCCGACUGUUCUGGAGUGAAGUUCAGCCUGCAGACUGGAUCUACCGGAACCACAAGCGCAGCCAGGAGUCGCUGUGGUCCAGACUCGAACCUGUCAAAAUCGACACCGCUAAACUUGAACAUCUGUUUGAGAGCAAAUCCAAAGAGAUGCCUGUCGCUAAGAAAGCAGCAGCAGACGGGAAGCGUCCAGAGAUCAUUGUUUUAGACUCCAAACGCAGUAACUCCAUCAACAUCGGCCUGACAGUUCUUCCUCCGCCGCGCACCAUCAAAACUGCCAUCGUCAACUUCGAUGAGUACGCGCUCAACAAAGAGGGCAUUGAGAAAAUCCUGACCAUGAUUCCCACAGCAGAGGAGACUCAGAGGAUCCAGGAAGCUCAGCUGGCCAAUCCGGAUGUUCCUCUGGGCAGCGCAGAGCAGUUCCUCCUGACCCUCUCCUCCAUCAGCGAACUCUCGGCUCGACUGCAGCUCUGGGCCUUCAAACUCGACUACGAGGCCACGGAAAAGGAAGUGGCCGAGCCUCUACAGGACCUGAAGGAGGGCAUGGAUCAGCUGGAGAAAAACAAAACACUGAGAUACAUUCUGUCCACUCUGCUGGCCAUCGGGAACUUCCUGAACGGCUCAAACGCCAAGGGCUUCGAUCUGAACUAUCUGGAGAAGGUUCCGGAGGUGAAGGACACGGUGCACAAACAGUCUCUGCUGCAUCACGUCUGCAGCGCCGUGCUGGAGAACUGCAGCGACACCACUGACCUGUACUCUGAGAUUGGCGCCAUCACACGCUCGGCCAAGGUGGAUUUCGAGCAGCUGCAGGAGAACCUGACUCUGAUGGAGCGGCGCUGCAAAGCAUCAUGGGACCACCUGAAGGUGAUCGCCAAGCACGAGAUGAAGCCGGUGCUGAAGCAGAAGAUGUCGGACUUCCUGAAGGAGUGCGCAGAGAGGAUCAUCAUCCUGAAGAUCGUGCACCGCCGCAUCAUGAACAGGUUCCACUCGUUCCUGCUGUUCCUGGGUCAGCCGGCGUACAGCGUGCGGGAGAUCAGCGUGACGCGCUUCAGUAAGAUCAUCAGUGAGUUCGCUCUGGAGUAUCGAACCACACGAGAGCGAGUCCUGCAGCAGAAGCAGAAACGAGCCGAUCACAGAGAGAGGAACAAGACUCGCGGGAAGAUGAUCACCGACGUCAACACACAGACUGAUGAUGAAGAGGACAGUGAGGCAGCAGGUCGUGUGUGUGUGAGCAGCAGCAGUAGUGCGCCUCCUGCAGGGCCGCAGAUGCAGGUGCAGCCACAGCCACAGCCGUCGCAGCCGCAGGGUUUGUGUGACGCUGAAGAUGCAGCCGAACACCAGCAGAUGACGGCGGUGCUGAAAACCAGAGACCUGAGGACACGCACACGCACACGAGCAACACAAGGCCGCAGUGCGUGGGCUCCAGUGAAUGAAGAGUCUCAGAUAAACACCGAGGACGCAGCGGAUGAGAUCAUGGAGAGAAUCGUACGAUCAGCCACUCAGAGUCCCCGAGAGCGAGCGCAGCCGCGAGAACGACGACGCUCACGCGCAAACAGAAAAUCACUGAGGAGGACUCUGAAAGGCGGCUUGACCCCAGAAGAAGCACAAGCUCUGGGAUUCGACACGUCAGACAUGCCGGUGUAACAGGACGUCCCGACUGAACACACACUGAUGCAUUUGCCUUCAGCAGAACCGAUCUCAGGACGCCCAGAACCCACACACAGUCAAACUACAGUGUGUUUAAAGCUGCAGAAAAUCCGCUCAUGGGUCAUUUAUAGAGCAAAGCUCCGCCUCCAGAAUGUGUGUUCCAUUCUAAGCCACACCCACUCAUUGCAUCACACCUCAGCAGCCAAUCCCAGGCCUUCUCUGCAGUGUGAUUUGUUCAAUGAAAUGUUUUGAAUCUCUAAGUCAGGGUUUGGCCCUUCAUUCAUUAUGAAAUGAUGAAUUAUUGAAACGUGGCUUCACUAGAAUCACUUUAUUAAGUCAGUCAGAUUUAAAUGGAUUAUUUAUUGUAAAAUGUUCAAGAGAACUUUAUAAGAGCACUAAAGAGGGUUUAUUUUUGAGGUUCCAGAACUGAGAAACAGCUUUUAAAUGCCGACUGUGAUGUUUCUAUCAGUUUUAAUGACGAGGGUCUGUGAGUUUUGACCCAUUUCAUGACGAAAGGCAAGUAAAUAAAUGCUUUAAAAGCUUGUUCACACACAAAACAAUCAAGCAAUUCUGACUAUCUCAUAAUUCUAAGUUUAUAUCUUUUAAUUCUGAGUUUAUUUCCCUCAGAACUGUGAGAUAAAUAUUCAUAAUUAGCCCUUUAAUUAAAGUCCAGAACUGGAAGUUGCUGCGGACUUUAAUUUCAGUGUUUACAACUGAAUAUUGAGCAGAGGGCGGGGUUUAUUUUUGAACUCCGCCUCUUAUCUUUCACUUCCAGCAAGCUAAUGGUUGGAGGGGGCGUGGCUUAGCAUAAUUCGCCCAAUCAGAGUCAUCAAAGAAGGACUGCUGUUCCAGAGCAUCACCAAAACAAAGGUUUCUCAUUCAGAAGAUGAUAUGACACAGAUUAUUGUUCACCUAAUAUUGAUUAAUAAUGUGCGCUACUAAAAUCAACACUGUACAUUUGGAUUUAAUGCAGACUUUAGGCUGUUUGAGUGUGUUAUAGUGGCUUUUAAUGUGCCUUUGACACAGAAGGAACUAUGAAAACAAAGAGACUGACUGUAGCUCACUCAUGUUCUGUAUGCUCUUACUCUUCAGUCAGUGUCCAGCAUGUUCGGGGAGUUUGGUGUUGGUUCAUGAAACCAUGUGGUGUUGCACCUUAUAAUGAUAUAGGAUUUAUAUGACUAAAGAUUGAGAUCUACAUCAGAUGCAUUCUCCCAGCUAACAAGGUGUACCAGAUUUUUUUUUUAACGAGAUGUAAAAUAGUAUUAGUGUUCUCCAGCUCUCUGAAACUGACCCUUUCAGGCUUUGAUCCAAACUGUGCUAUUUUGGUUACAAUCACUUUAAAUUCAAAUGAGAUUGUGCUCUUUUCAGAAGAGGGCGGAGCUACAGAUGCCUGUGUGUCUGCAUAGUGGCUGAUUCAAAACAGGUUCUCAGUGCUGGUCAGGUCACAUCUGUAAUCCUCUUAGUCUAUGCUGACAUCAUCUUCAGCAGCUCAAACACUCUGAUGGCUAAUGGACAGACGGCUGCUUCUCACUCAGGGCUGCUGGAGAUGCUAAUGAGGAAAAGAUGGGUAAUAGUGGGCGGGGCUUUCCCCCUUUGAUGACACGCACAAAGAGAGAAUGUCAAUCACAGUGUUUCUGCAUCAAGUCUGAUUAGAACAAACACAAUUCAUUCAUGUUGAGCAUUAGAGGCUGCUGGAGAUACUCACACACUGCUGACACACACACUGGGGUUAAACUAUGAAUAAAAGUCAUUUCUGCAUAACAGCUCACCUUUAAUUGUAAAGAGUGACCUUAAUAACAUUAUUAUAACUAAAAAUCAACAUCAAUACAUUGUCUAACAAGAUGUACACAAAAACAUGUUAACGCUUAUGUGAAUGUUUGCGAAAUGUUUUUAGAACAUUAAUAUAAUGUAAACAGAAUGUUCCAAUAAUGUUUUAAGUAUAACACACUGACAACAUUAAUAUAACAUCUGAAUCUCUAUUAAUAUUUGAAUAACGUUAUCCUCUAAAUCUUUUUUCAUUCAUUCAAUGAUUUUCCUUCAGCUUAUUGCCUUAUUUAUCAGGGGUCACCACAGCGGAAUGACCCGCUAACUAUUCCAGCAUAUGUUUUACACAGCGGAUGCCCUUUCAACUGCAACCCAGUACUGGGAAACACCCAUACACACACACACUAAUACACUACGGCCAAUUUAGUU
Danio rerio (zebrafish) is the source of this 7071-nucleotide messenger RNA. The record is from RefSeq and is a predicted model, not a curated record. Lineage: Eukaryota; Metazoa; Chordata; Actinopteri; Cypriniformes; Danionidae.